AUGGCACGAACAAAGCAGACAGCUCGCAAGUCCACUGGCGGCAAAGCACCGCGCAAGCAGCUGGCCACCAAGGCGGCUCGCAAGAGCGCUCCGGCCACCGGUGGUGUCAAGAAGCCCCACCGCUACCGCCCCGGCACCGUGGCCCUGCGCGAGAUCCGCCGCUACCAGAAGUCGACCGAGUUGCUAAUCCGGAAGCUACCUUUUCAGCGCUUGGUACGGGAGAUCGCACAGGACUUUAAGACCGAUCUGCGCUUCCAGAGCUCGGCGGUGAUGGCGCUGCAGGAGGCUUGCGAGGCCUACCUAGUGGGGCUAUUUGAGGACACCAACCUGCUCGUUUUGCUCAUUAUGUCUGGCCGCGGCAAAGGCGGGAAGGGUCUCGGCAAAGGCGGCGCUAAGCGCCACCGUAAGGUGCUGCGCGACAAUAUCCAGGGCAUCACCAAGCCGGCCAUCCGGCGCCUUGCUCGCCGUGGCGGCGUGAAGCGCAUUUCCGGCCUCAUCUACGAGGAGACCCGCGGGGUGCUGAAGGUGUUCCUGGAGAACGUGAUCCGGGACGCCGUCACCUAUACAGAGCACGCCAAGCGCAAGACGGUCACCGCCAUGGAUGUGGUCUACGCGCUCAAGCGUCAGGGCCGCACCCUCUACGGUUUCGGCGGUUGAACGUCCUUUUCUAUCAAUAAAAGGCCCUUUUCAGGGCCCC
Messenger RNA from Nomascus leucogenys (northern white-cheeked gibbon), 697 nucleotides. Its product is annotated as histone H4. Gene Ontology annotation, cellular component: nucleosome. Lineage: Eukaryota; Metazoa; Chordata; Mammalia; Primates; Hylobatidae. The record is from RefSeq and is a predicted model, not a curated record. Gene Ontology annotation, molecular function: protein heterodimerization activity; structural constituent of chromatin; DNA binding.